Molecule: messenger RNA, 2342 nt
Organism: Carya illinoinensis
Lineage: Eukaryota; Viridiplantae; Streptophyta; Magnoliopsida; Fagales; Juglandaceae
Product: L-type lectin-domain containing receptor kinase S.4-like
Exons: 1
Coding region: 124-2223 (699 amino acids)
Biological process (GO): protein phosphorylation
Cellular component (GO): plasma membrane
Molecular function (GO): protein kinase activity; ATP binding; carbohydrate binding
Source: RefSeq, a predicted model, not a curated record
AAAAUGGAGAAAAACUUGACUAAAGACUAGACGAAAUUUCCACACCCACCGUGUAGGUAAUCAUAUAAAACCCUGAGCUUCUUUAUCAUCUACCUCACAAAGCCCAAUUCUCUUUUCACUCACAUGGCAGAAAAACUCAUUUCUUUCUGUGUUUUUGUUCUACUCCUAUGCUCAGUAAAGUCUGACCUAGGCGAUGGUGGACCCUUGUUGACCAAGCUCACCGAUGGGUUCGGUGCUGAAAGAAACAACAUGAGCGUAAACGGCGUUGCAGAGAUUCAGACAAAUGGCCUACUUAGGCUGACAAACGGCUCGCUCCAAGUAGUUGGCCACGGGUUUUAUUCACACCCAAUCCAAUUCAAGAACGCCAGCGGGGAAGUCAUGUCCUUCUCCACCUCGUUCGCUUUUGCUAUAAUCACCCAGCAUGGGCAACGAGGCGGCGAUGGCCUCGCUUUCACGAUCUCUCCUACAAAAGAGCUUCUUGGGGGUGCUCCAGGUCCUUAUCUUGGCCUAUUCAACGCCAGCAAUAAUGGGAACUUCUCGAACCACGUAUUUGCGGUCGAGAUGGACACUGUCAAGGACUCGGAGUUCGGUGACAUCGAUGACAACCAUGUUGGCAUCGACAUCAAUAGCGUUUCAUCGAACAAAUCUGUUCAUAUCAUUCGAUUUAAGGGCAGUCCUACGAACAAGGAAGAGCUUAACUUGAAGAGUGGUCAGGUAAUUCAGGCUUGGGUCAUAUAUAAUUCGCAAACAAGUGAACUAGUUGUAAAGGUUUCGCCGGAUUCUGCUCAACCUCGGUCUGUACUUUUGUCCGGUCAAGUGAACCUCUCAGAAGUUCUUCAAGAAUCCAUGUAUGUCGGUUUUUCUGCUUCAACUGGCUCAUCCGCGAGCUCGCAUUAUAUCCUGGGUUGGAGCUUCGAAAUGAAUGGAGAGUCUAAAAAUCUGUACCUUGAUAAACUCCCUAAUCUUCCCACGAUUCCUGGGACUAAAAAGAAUCGCACAGGCCUAAUUGUUGGCGUCUCAGUUUCAGGUGCUUUGACUGUGAUUUUGGGGACCGCUUUGGCUUUUUACAUUGUGAGGAGAAGCGGGAAGGCUGACGUAGUUGAAGCCUGGGAGCAUGAUAUUGGUCCGCAUAGAUUUUCUUACAAUGAGCUGAAGAAAGCAACGAGAGGUUUCAGCGAGCUGAUAGGAUCUGGCGGGUUCGGUCGAGUUUAUAAAGGAACUCUGACAAACACAGACACCCAAGUGGCUGUCAAACGUAUUUCGCAUGAUUCAUCACAGGGCUUGCGAGAAUUCGUGUCGGAGGUUGCUAGUAUUGGUCGUCUUCGUCAUAGAAACUUGGUUCAAUUAUUGGGUUGGUGUCGUCGGGAAGGCGAUCUGCUACUUGUUUAUGAUUUUAUGCCCAAUGGAAGCUUGGAUAAGCACCUCUUUGACGAGCCUAACACAGUAAUCCUGAGCUGGGAGCGAAGGUUCAAGAUCAUCAAAGGAGUGGCUUCAGGGCUUCUAUAUUUACAUGAGGAGUGGGAACAGGCCGUGGUUCACAGAGACAUCAAGGCAGGAAAUGUUCUAUUGGAUUCUGAUUUUAACGGAAGGCUGAGUGAUUUCGGGCUCGCUAAGUUAUACGAGCACGGCUCCAACCCAUGCACUACCAGGGUGGUGGGCACGCUGGGUUAUUUGGCACCUGAACUCGUGCGCACGGGCAAGCCGACAACCAGCUCAGAUCUGUUUGCCUUUGGUGCUUUGUUGCUAGAAAUGGCAUGUGGUAGAAGACCCAUAGAUUCCAAAACAUCCCCUGAUCAAGAGGCCAUAUUGCUGGUGGAUUGGGUGCGGCAGAAGUGGAAUGAAGGAGCAAUACUUGAUGUUGUAGAUCCAAGGUUGGAGGGGAAUUUUGAUAGGGUUGAGGCAGUUUUGGUGCUCAAGCUGGGGUUAAUAUGUUCCAAUGAUGCUCCCGAGGCACGCCCCACGACGCGGCAGUUGGUGAGGUACCUCGAGAGGGAGUCGGAGCUGCUGGAGGUGGAGAUAGUGGUGGUGCCAUAUGGCAAAAAGGGUGCUUAUACUGUUUGGGGUCGUGAUCAGUUUGAAAACUACGAGCAAUCUUUUCCCACUACGUCGUCGUAUUUUCAAAAGGCCAGCACGCAGACUUCGGUCGGUACUGAUGGGGAUGCUAAUGUUGACGCCGGUUUAACCAGGCAAUUUUCAGUUUUCGGUGGUGGUGAUGGUAGGUAGCCAUAAGAGAGAGUUGCGACCGCGAUCCUGUCUAGUUACCUUCCCCCGCCAACACUUAUCUUUUCUUUUAUAAUUUGGUUUUGGAUUUAGAAUUUUCAUCACAUGCAUGGUACUUAUGA